AUGUUGCUGCAAUGUUGUUACAAUCUUGCGGUGCUGUAUGGGAUUGUAGCACUGUGCGAAACAAGGCUAAAUGAACAAUUCCGUCCUAACAUAAACAACUACGAUAUAUACUCACACGAUCGCAAUCGUCAAGGAGGUGGUGUUGCCAUCCUCUUGAGGAAAAACCUCGGAUUCACUCAGAUAGUUGAUGAGAAUAUCAAUCAGACAUGCAAACGUAACGAUAUCGAGCAUAUCAUGGAAAAGAUCUGGCUCAGUACAGAGAAAUCUAUAUUCGUCUGUUCACUCUAUAGCCCUCCGCGUGGCAGUAAUUGCCCGCAUACGGAGCCCCAAGCAUGGCUAUCCUUGCUUCGGUACUGCACCAGCUUUAAUCCUAUCGUCAUCUGCGGUGACGUUAAUGGAAAAAGUGCGCUCUGGUCCCUAGGGAUUUUGGGGCCGGACUCAGAGGGAAAUAGGCUAGAGAACGCAAUUUCGCAACUUGACCUUUCAUGCCUCAAUGACGGCAACUAUACCUGGGCUUCGGCAGACUUUUCAUCCACUUCUGCUCUUGAUAUUACCCUCGCAUCUUCGUCUAUCGCCACCAAAUGUUUAUGGAAUGUUCUCGGGGAGAGUUAUGGCAGCGACCAUUUCCCUAUUAUAAUAACUAUAUCAGACGAUUGCCUUAAUUCGUCCUUUGGCCGUCCUUCGUUUUCUACCGCCAGGGUGGACUGGGGCAUGUUCCAGUGUGAGUGUUCUAGGUUUGUUGAUCGGUUCCGUGGCUUCAGUGGUGAUCUAAACAACGACUACAACGAAUUAGUCAAUGCAAUCCACCUGGCGCUAACAACUGCGGGUGCAAAAAAACAGUCAUCUAGAGGCCUUAGGAAAAAACCUCCCACAACAUGGUGGGACGAUAAAUGCAACGAUAGGAUUCUCCAGAAAAAUUGA
Messenger RNA from Formica exsecta, 921 nucleotides. RefSeq lists its product as uncharacterized. Gene Ontology annotation, molecular function: catalytic activity. Lineage: Eukaryota; Metazoa; Arthropoda; Insecta; Hymenoptera; Formicidae. The transcript has a single exon. Bases 1 to 921 code for a protein of 306 amino acids. The record is from RefSeq and is a predicted model, not a curated record.